This is a messenger RNA of Alternaria alternata, 1500 nucleotides long. RefSeq lists its product as hypothetical. The record is from RefSeq and is a predicted model, not a curated record. The transcript is spliced from 4 exons. The coding region runs from base 1 to 1500 and encodes 499 amino acids. Gene Ontology annotation, molecular function: zinc ion binding; DNA-binding transcription factor activity, RNA polymerase II-specific. Lineage: Eukaryota; Fungi; Ascomycota; Dothideomycetes; Pleosporales; Pleosporaceae. Gene Ontology annotation, biological process: regulation of DNA-templated transcription.
AUGUCGUCGCAGGGCGGUGUGCGGGUUCAGUCUCGCAAGCGCAGUCCCAAAGUGAAAACAGGCUGCCGGACAUGCAAAGUACGACACGUCAAGUGUGACGAGACAAAGCCGACAUGCCUCAAGUGUACGAGUACCGGCCGCAAGUGCGAGGGCUAUACAUCAAGCGGCGGUGCCUUCCAAGUCCACAUUUGGAGUUACAGCCAGACACCCGGUCCGCAAAACGCGAUAUCCACCUUAGGCGACCUUGGGGAUAGCGCACGCUUUCUAGAGUUCUAUUACCACUGCGCCCGCCCUGCGCUGUCGACUAGUUUCGACAAGGAAUUUUGGUCGCGCAUCGCAAUUCAGAUGGCGCAUUCGGAGCCUGCUGUGCGUCACGCAUUGGUGGCUCUGGGUGCUCUCUGCCAAACUGAGCCAGGAGAUAUGAAGCAUGCAUGCUCGAGAUUUAUUACAAAUCGCGAUCGUAAGGUCAUGCUGUCACACUACAAUCGAUCUAUCAGAUGCUUAGUCGAUCGCAUGAGGGAGACCACUUACUCGCACGAGCUUGGCCUCGUCAUUUGUCUUCUAUUCGUUUGCAUCGAAUUCCUCCAAGGCAACUAUCACACCGGCCUUACCCAUUUGAACAACGGCUUUAGAUUGAUAGCCGCGCGCCGACGGGGACUAGCAGGGUACCAGAAUCAGUCAGCAGGCAUUGCUUCACCUAGCGGCUCGAGAUCUUCACAGAGUGCGAUUGAAGAGACAGUUGUACCAAUCUUUACCCGCGGCAUGGCGCAAGAUCUGUUGUAUGGAUUCAAGGCUAUACAAGACUUGGAAGUACCAAGUCCAACACCAGCGAUGUACAGUCGUACCCAAUUCCAAAGCCUUUCAGAAGUGCAAAGAGUCUACUUCGAGCUCCGCAACGCAACUAUCAUCCAUCUGUAUAUGAUGGGUCGCAAAGCCAUCUUUCGACAAGAGCCUAGCAACGACGCUUAUAAUGAAAGAGACAAUCUUGUGGCAUGUCAUCGUAUCUGGUAUGAGAAUAUGCGGCGCUUUGAACUCCACCAUAAGCUCUCCGAUGAAGAGAGCAUUGCUGCUAGCGCACUCAAAGCUUCUUACCACACUACCCUUGUCUAUGUCUCAUGCUCAGCAAGCGUUAUAGAGAAAACGUAUGACGCUUACCUGGAUGACUUCAAAGAGAUACUGUACUUUGUCGCAACCCGGUGUCGCUGUCCCACCACUCGGCGAGAAGCAGUAGCACUUCUGGAACGUAAUCCACCCCGCGAAGGUCUUUGGGAUGCGCAGCAACACGUCGUAGUGUCCAAACGAGCGAUCGAAUUGGAAGAAGCUGAAGUUGACCCACGUACCGGCUGGCCGGUCGAGGCGACGAGGCUAUGGAACUGUAUCCCGAAGGCCGGGAUGGACCACAAUGGUGGGUUUUGGGUGGCGUUUAUCCCAGCACGAUGGAUCGGGAUACUUAAUGCGGACGGGACUCAGAAAACCAUGUACGAGUAUUUCGUCCUAUAA